Telopea speciosissima is the source of this 2722-nucleotide messenger RNA. RefSeq names its product G-type lectin S-receptor-like serine/threonine-protein kinase At4g27290. Gene Ontology annotation, biological process: protein phosphorylation; recognition of pollen. The transcript is spliced from 7 exons. Gene Ontology annotation, molecular function: ATP binding; protein serine/threonine kinase activity. NCBI's taxonomy places the organism in Eukaryota, Viridiplantae, Streptophyta, Magnoliopsida, Proteales, Proteaceae. The record is from RefSeq and is a predicted model, not a curated record. Bases 174 to 2624 code for a protein of 816 amino acids.
UUGGAUUUUCCUAGAUCUUAGAAGAUUUAUUUGAUUUCUCUGUAAUAUGAUGUCAAUCCAGUGGGCUUACAAAAAGACUAGUAGAAGCUUGCUUAUUAUUUCACAUAUUUGAUGAUCGAAAAGGCUAUUUGUGAAUGGAGAUGAACUCCAGAUGUUGUAGUUGAGGCUUUGGGAUGAACAAGAAACAUCAAAGAAUGGUCUCUUUGUCCUAUUUUCUGCUUCUGCUGCUGGUCUUCUUCUGCUUUUGGGACCUGUGUCACUCAGCCUCAAACACCAUGAUUCCAAACCAAUCAAUCAUAGAUGGAGAAACGCUUACUUCCUCAGGAGAUAAGUUUGUUCUUGGAUUCUUCAGUCCAGGUACUUCCAAGAAUCGCUAUAUUGGAAUCUGGUACAAGCACCUUCCAGAACGUACAGUCAUAUGGGUUGCCAAUAGGCAAAACCCACUUGCAGGCUCGACCGGAGUUUUUACUCUUAGAAAUGACAGCAAUCUUGUGAUUUCAGACCAAAGACAGAACAUUCUCUGGUCGACAAACUUGUCCAUGUCAUCAGGAAAUUUAACUGCAAGGCUUCUCGAUUCUGGUAACUUCAUCAUAAUGGAAGGAGACCCUAACAAUCCACAUUUUCGGAUUCUAUGGCAGAGUUUCGAUCAUCCAUCCGAUACUUUUUUGCCUGGCAUGAAGAUUGGAGUGAAUCUAAGCACAGGACAUAAUUGGUUUCUCAGCUCUUGGAAAAAUAUUGAAGACCCAGCCUUAGGACUUUUCACAUUUGGAGUCGACACGAAAGCAAUGAAUCAGUUCUUCAUAUGGCCUAAAACCACUGGGCACCCACUUAUGUUGGUCAAUAUCCCCGAGGAUAAGAAUUAUUUUCCCUACAUAGUUAAAACAGAGGAAGCAGUUUACUUGGAAUUUUCUUCUUUGAAAAUGUCAAGGCUUGUGAUGGAAACUUCAGGCCAGCUGAAGUUGUUCACAUGGUUGGAUACAAGUCAGCAGUGGAGCAUACUUUGGUCACAGCCAACGGAACAGUGCGGUGUUUAUGCUGCCUGUGGGGCUUACAGUAUAUGCAACGUCUACAAAUUGCCAACAUGUACGUGCUUACCAGGGUUCUGGCCCACAUCAAUCCGGGACUGGGAUUUGGGUGAUCAUUCACCAGGGUGCCAGAGAAAGAUGGCUUUGCAAUGUGGAUCACAGGACAGCUUCCAGCAUGUGGAAAAUGUAAACAUGACAAGAUCCACAUUGUGGUUAGGGUCUUCAAGUGCAGAGGACUGUAAAGCUGAAUGCCUAAAAAGCUGCCAUUGUAGUGCUUAUGCCUAUGUUGAUGUGGGUGGUGGUAACUUCUCUUGUUUCCUUUGGUCUGGUGAUUUGGUUGAUAUUCGAGACAACAGCAGCAUAGGUGAAGAACUGUAUGUACGUAUCGCAGGAUCCAACUCCCGGGGUUCUACACGUGAGAGGCGAUGGUUUCCUGUCAUUGCUAUAGUGGUCUUUGUCACGGGAAUUUUAGUUUCGGGCAUCUCAAGGAGGUGGAUAAUUGAGAGAAAAGGUUCAUUAGGAGCUAGUUUGUCCACUGCAAAACUAAUACUGGAUGCAGCUAAUUUUAAAGAAGAUGAAAACGAAGUCAUUGAAAUACCACUUUUGAGUUUUGAAUUCAUAGAAGAUGUAACCAGUAACUUCACAGAAUCAAAUAAGCUGGGAGAAGGAGGGUUUGGGCCUGUAUACAAGGGUAAUUUGCCUGGAGGGCAAGAAAUAGCAGUGAAGAGGUUAGCUAAGACAUCUCAACAAGGAUUUGAAGAAUUCAAGAAUGAGGUUAUGCUAAUUGCCAAGUUACAACACAGGAAUCUUGUUAAGCUUUUAGGUUACUGCACUCAUGGAGAUGAAAAGAUGCUAAUCUAUGAAUACAUGCCUAACAAGAGCUUGGACUCUUUUCUUUUUGAUCAAAUUAGAAGCUCUUUACUGAAUUGGGAAAAGCGCUUUAACAUCAUCUUGGGCAUUGCUAGAGGGCUUCUCUAUCUACACCAGGACUCUAGAUUGAGGAUCAUUCACAGGGAUUUGAAAACUAGCAACAUUCUCCUGGAUGAAGAGAUGAACCCCAAAAUAUCAGAUUUUGGUAUGGCAAGGAUUUUCGGUGGAGACCAGACUCAAGCAAAUACAAGAAGGGUAGUUGGUACAUAUGGUUAUAUGUCUCCAGAGUAUGCAUUAGAUGGACUCUUUUCGGUGAAAUCUGAUGUCUACAGCUUUGGUAUUAUAGUACUUGAGAUCAUUAGUGGGAAGAAGAAUACUGGCUUUUAUGACUCCGAACACUUUUUGAGCCUUCCAAGUCAUGCUUGGAGAUUGUGGAAAGAAGGCAAUGGAUUGGAAUUAAUGGACCCAUCAUUAAGAGAAACAUGCAAUUCCGCUGAGGUGUUGAAAUGCAUCCAUGUUGGCCUCUUAUGUGUACAGGAAGAUGCCAUAGAACGACCCAUCAUGGCAUCAGUUCUUGUGAUGCUAGCUAGUGAAAUUGCAACUCUUCCAAGUCCUAAACUACCGCCCAGCUUCAUAAAGAGAAGUCUUUCCAGCAUUGAGUCAUCCUCUUGUGGACCAAUAAGUUGCUCCUUAAAUGAGGUAACGGAUUCUUUGGUAGAAGGUCGAUAAGGGUGUGCCUCAUGCAAAUGCUUCCUAAUGUGUAUGCGCAGAACUGUGUUUGGGUUUCCUGAAUCAAGAACCAUUCAACCAAGCCAUUGAAUUUGAUA